This is a messenger RNA of Mollisia scopiformis, 809 nucleotides long. RefSeq lists its product as uncharacterized. Lineage: Eukaryota; Fungi; Ascomycota; Leotiomycetes; Helotiales; Mollisiaceae. The record is from RefSeq and is a predicted model, not a curated record. Bases 99 to 710 code for a protein of 203 amino acids. The transcript is spliced from 2 exons.
UGAGGAGAGACAUGAUCGUAGUCUUUUUGCACUCUUCGCAAUAGUUCACAUUCUCAUUUAAAGUCACAUACAGUUGUACCUGUAUUCAAUUUUCCAUUAUGAAGUUAUCACCUCACCAAGAGUACGAGAAAGUUGCAACGAACGAUUCUGAAGAAUCUCUCGCCGAGUCUCCAAAAAGCACUCGAGGACGUUCCUUUCUGGUUUCCCCUCGAAAGAAAAUCAUAUCAUUGAUCAUUACCUUCACUCUGCUCAUUUUGGUUGUGCUGGUGUUCACGACGCAAAUAAAUAGAGCGCUUUCAGCACCAUCAUCACGGCAUUGCGGAAGAUCACGAGAAGAAGCCAUCUCACUGGGCUGCUCUUUCGACCAGUUGACGGCAACUUGGUUACCUGCAUCUUGUUCUCGCAAGUGGGAAGAUGAAUUCCUCAAUACUUCCGGAAUGGGAUACUAUACGGAGACUCAUGCCACAGAACCCGUCGACUUCAGCAAGUUGGAAUUCAACACCACCUACCAUUCAAAUCGUGUACACCAUGUCGCUCAUUGUCUAUACAUGUUCUUGCGGUUAGGGGACAAAGAUUCGCCACUUGAUGGAAUGACGUUGGAUCCGCACCAUCAAAAGCAUUGUGUCAGUCUGAUCUUGAGAGAGAUGGAGUAUUCGCCGAGAGCCAAUAUCGUGAAGGACCCUGGGCACAUCAAGCCGGGGACUUGUUGAUGGUCUCACUUGCGAGAGUUGGAAUAGGUAUUAGCUCAGUGCAAGCUCAUGUUUCUAUGUACACGAACCAUUCUUGUAGGAGCUAUAAUGGUUUGAGAG